AUGUUCAGCUGGCUGGGGAAGCAGGCGGCCGGGGGCCGGGCUGGGGCCGGCGGCGGCGGCGGCGGGGACGCGGUGCAGACGGUGACGGGCGGCCUGAAGGAGCUGUACAUGCGGAAGCUGCUGCCGCUGGAGGAGCACUACCGCUUCCACGACUUCCACUCGCCCGCCCUGGAGGAGGCCGACUUCGAGAACAAGCCCAUGGUGCUGCUCGUGGGGCAGUACAGCACGGGGAAGACCACCUUCGUUAGGUACCUUUUAGAGCAGGACUUUCCAGGCAUGAGGAUUGGUCCUGAGCCUACCACAGAUUCUUUCAUUGCUGUGAUGUAUGGAGAUACAGAAGGGAGUACUCCUGGAAAUGCUCUGGUGGUGGACCCGAAGAAGCCAUUCCGCAAACUCAGCCGCUUUGGAAAUGCAUUUUUGAACAGGUUUAUGUGCUCUCAGUUACCUAAUGAGGUUCUGAAGAGCAUCAGUAUCAUCGACAGUCCUGGCAUUCUUUCGGGAGAGAAACAACGCAUCAGCAGAGGCUAUGACUUCUGUCAGGUCCUCCAGUGGUUCGGUGAACGAGUAGACCGCAUUAUCCUCCUCUUUGAUGCCCAUAAACUGGAUAUUUCUGAUGAGUUUUCAGAGGCCAUUAAGUCAUUCCGAGGCCAGGAUGACAAGAUUCGGGUGGUGCUUAACAAAGCUGACCAAGUUGAUACACAACAGUUGAUGAGGGUCUAUGGUGCACUCAUGUGGUCCUUGGGAAAAGUGAUUAACACUCCUGAGGUGUUGCGAGUCUACAUCGGUUCUUUUUGGGCCCAACCUCUUCAAAACACUGAAAAUCGGAGGCUCUUUGAAGUAGAGGCCCAAGAUCUCUUCCAUGACAUUCAGAGUCUUCCACAGAAGGCAGCUGUGCGAAAACUCAAUGAUCUCAUCAAGAGGGCAAGACUUGCAAAGGUCCAUGCUUAUAUCAUCAGCCACCUUAAAAAGGAAAUGCCAUCUGUUUUUGGAAAAGAGAACAAGAAGAAGGAGCUGAUCAGCAGACUACCUGAGAUCUAUGUAGAACUGCAACGAGAGUACCAAAUUUCACAAGGGGAUUUCCCAGAGGUCAAGAAAAUGCAGGAACAACUGGAGGUUUGUGACUUCACCAAAUUUCAUUCUCUGAAACCAAAGCUGAUUGAAGCGGUGGAUAACAUGUUGGCAAAUAAAAUUGCCUCUCUGAUGAAUCUAAUCUCUCAGGAAGAAAACAGCAUGCCUACACAGAUGGUGCAUGGUGGAGCAUUUGAUGGCACCAUGGCGGGACCCUUUGACCAUGGGUAUGGGGAAGGUGCCAAGGAAGGAGCUGGUGAAGAAGAGUGGAUUGUUGCCAAAGAUAAACCUGUGUAUGAUGAGAUCUUCUAUACUCUGUCACCAGUCAAUGGAAAAAUCUCAGGGGUUAGUGCGAAGAAGGAAAUGGUGACUUCCAAAUUACCAAACAGUGUCCUGGGGAAAAUCUGGAAACUUUCAGACUGUGAUAAUGAUGGGAUGUUGGAUGAUGAGGAGUUUGCAUUGGCGAAGCAUCUCAUCAAGAUUAAACUAGAUGGGUAUGAACUACCCAACAACUUGCCUCCACACCUGGUGCCACCAUCACACAGGAAACCUUUGCAGAUGUCAGAGUGAAAAAUACAGGGAGGGGUGUUGAUUAAUCGAGGGAAAUGCCUAUCCAAAUGAAAACAACCCAAAUCUUUUCCAGUUGUAUAGAACCACCAAGGCUCGAAAUUUAGCUUUAGAGGCCAUCCUUAAAUCACAACCACAUUCCAUGCAAGUUACUGUAAGUAGCAGCAUAGUAAAAGGGUUACCUGUAUAAUACCUCUGGCUGACCAUAGAAAUGUUUAUCACAAGUGCCUUUUGUAGUGGCUUCCAUACUUACAUACUUGAGCUGAAAAAGCUUUCUUUGAGAAUCAGUCCCUGCAUAACUUACUCUGUCUACACCCCAAAAAAGCAGAAAAGGCCAUACAUAAAAUCAUCAAACUUCUGCCAUAUAACUAAGGCAGAAGUAGUAAAAAAAAAUAGUUUGACUGCAUGUCCUGUUUCUGAUUCUAAUGUUAAUCCAUGGGAGGGAAGUGUGUCAAGGAAAUAACUUUUUAUUU
Messenger RNA from Gavialis gangeticus (Gharial), 2108 nucleotides. It is a transcript of the gene EHD4, whose product is annotated as EH domain containing 4. NCBI's taxonomy places the organism in Eukaryota, Metazoa, Chordata, Crocodylia, Gavialidae. The transcript has 7 exons. Gene Ontology annotation, molecular function: GTP binding; protein binding; calcium ion binding. Bases 1 to 1638 code for a protein of 545 amino acids. The record is from RefSeq and is a predicted model, not a curated record. Gene Ontology annotation, cellular component: plasma membrane; cytoplasm. Gene Ontology annotation, biological process: endocytosis; endosomal transport.